Lutzomyia longipalpis is the source of this 3624-nucleotide messenger RNA. RefSeq names its product DNA-binding protein D-ETS-4 (gene Ets98B). The record is from RefSeq and is a predicted model, not a curated record. Gene Ontology annotation, cellular component: nucleus. The transcript is spliced from 5 exons. Bases 364 to 1713 code for a protein of 449 amino acids. Gene Ontology annotation, biological process: cell differentiation; regulation of transcription by RNA polymerase II. Gene Ontology annotation, molecular function: sequence-specific DNA binding; DNA-binding transcription factor activity, RNA polymerase II-specific. NCBI's taxonomy places the organism in Eukaryota, Metazoa, Arthropoda, Insecta, Diptera, Psychodidae.
ACACUCACGAGUUGGACGUUGACGAGAGUAGUUGAAAAAUAUUAACGCGUAUCUAAUACAGAUAUUCUAUGUUAAAAAAUAAUAAUAAAUAGACAAAAAAUCUUUCUUGGAUAGUAGAUAAUUCAGUGUUAAGAAUUUUCUCCAACGUAAUAUAGACAGUGGGAAAUCACAAGUGUCCAAAAAGUGCCUAAAGAAGAGUGUUGAAAGAAAAGAAGACAUAUGUGACACUUUUCAAAGUCUCUAACUUCCAUUUUUUACUUCAUACUUGUGCUGGGGUGUGAGAAGAAAAUAAUUUCAACUGUAUAAUAAAAAAUAAACAGAGAAUAUAUCCAAAAAAAAGUCGACCCGGCACAUCCAAUUACGAUGAUCUCUGAAAGGAUUUACUUUCCUCGCGAAAUGACACCCCAAAUAGUCCCAGCUGGUGUAUAUCCAUCCGAUACAUUUGCCUCAUACGCCGAUAAUUUCGACUUAUCUCUCCUACCGUGCGACGGCGAAGUACCACUGAGCCCCGAAUCACAAGAAUCCUUAGACUACAUUCCAACAACCGUUUUUGGUAACGGAGGAUUUUUAGGGAAAACAUCUUCAUCCUCUUGGACAUCUGAACCUGUCCAGUACCCAUAUUUCGGAAUUGGCCUUCCUAGUCCUCCGCAGGAGCCCAUUUUGGGUGUAUUUUCGCCAUCUCCAAGUCCUGUGACAGAGAAAUCGCAGAUAAAGCAGGAAUUGUCCCUGUUACCACCGUCUCCGCCGGACUCGUAUGGUGUACCGUCGCCAUUCUGUGUGAAAGCCGAACCAGUGGAAAGUGACACGGAGGCUUGUAUAGAUCUGGAUUCACUUCUUCAAAAAUCUUUGGAAGACUUCGAUAUACCCAAGAAGAAAGAUCAUAUGCUUUUGCGCGAGUGCCUACAGGAUACGACGUUCCAAAAGAAGCACAAUCUUAAACCAUUGGCACUGGAGUCGUUACUUGGUGGUUGGAGUACACGCGGUGACAUCGAACCUGUCAUCUCACUUGCUCUCGAGCAUGCUCGUCGGGAUGUUGAAGCCACCUGUGCUACGCUCAAUAUUUCUCCGGAUCCUCAACAGUGGACAAGUGAGCAAGUGCAGGCAUGGCUUAAGCUAACGAUUGAUCAAUUUAAAUUGGCAGCAGUUAAAGACAUUGAAACGCUCUUCAUGGAGGAUGGUCCAGGGCUUUUUCAGAUGUCUGAAGAAGAGUUUGUUAGGAGAGCACCACAGGUUGGUGGUACUCUAUAUGCUCAACUUGAAAUUUGGAAAGCAGCAUGUGGAGAUAGCCCUCAAAUAGCACCAUCCACCAGUGCCAGCAGUAAUCUUGCUUGGAGCCCCGAAGGCAGUCAUGAAGAGCCGACUGAUGACGAAGACGAAGAAAUGCCCAUGGUUUCAUCUGAGGGCACACCGGGACAAAAAACAGGGCGACACGGAAGUUCUCACAUCCAUCUAUGGCAAUUUUUAAAGGAAUUGCUCGGAUCUCCACAGAAACAUGGUACGGCUAUACGUUGGUUAGACCGAAGUAAAGGAGUAUUUAAGAUUGAGGAUUCUGUGCGAGUGGCUAAACUCUGGGGUCAGCGUAAGAAUCGUCCAGCAAUGAAUUACGACAAACUCUCGCGAUCCAUUAGGCAGUAUUAUAAGAAAGGUAUAAUGAAAAAAACUGAGCGGUCCCAAAGGCUCGUUUAUCAAUUCUGUCAUCCAUAUUGCCUCUAAAGCACAUGAUGCCUUAAAAAUUUCAUUAUCUAUUUAUUCCGUAAAUUAUUUUUCAUUAUUAUUUUCUGUAAUUGUCAUUAGAGUGUCAUUAUAUAGAUAUAGGAAUUUAGUUUUUAAAGCUUGACGUGUGAGAAAGAGGUUGAAAAAUCACAAUGAGUCUCUUGUAAAUUACUAUUUUAGACAUAAUUUCAUAACUAGAAGCUCUCUUCUGUAUUGCCAUGGUUUAAUUGCAAUAUGAUGAGAUGCAAUUGUUAAGAGAAAAUAAUACCCUAAUCAAUCCUUCAUUUCUUCCAAGAAAUUUUUAUAGAGAAGAAAAGGAUAUGAUUUGAUUUCUACUCAUUCUUUCAUGUAAGAUUUAUUCAGGGGCAUGCCCAACCCCGAGAAAUCAGUACUUUUAGUGAGGCAGCAGGUUCUUCCGAUCAAAAUAAGGGAUCAAUUUGCACAAUUCCACUUGCAAUCGAAAGUACAUUUAAUUAGCUCUCGAUUGAUCCCUAUCUCAUCAUCGAAAUAACAUUAUUGAUAUAAAAAAAGUUAAAGUGUUUCUCGGGAAUCGGUCGAGAUUGAGCGAGAUUCGAGAAUUCCUCAUACAUUUUUGUCAACAAAAAGUGACUUUGCCUCACAGAAAAAGAGGUUAUACCAUCCCCUUGGAUUUAUUUUUAAGGUGAUUGAAUGGUCGACCAAUAAGUAUAUAUUUUUUUUUAAGUGUAGUACCUUGAUUAAGGUAAAAUGAAGGUAAUUUGCUUAAAAAUUUUCAUUUGUAUUUUUUACAAAAAAAAGUAAUUUUUUUUAAUAAUAUAAGAAUGUCACAGAAAGAAGUGGGAAGGUAAUUUCCCCUUCUAGUAUAUAGUUAUAUGCAUAUAUCUCAUAAAACUUUGCAAUUUAAAUUAGUAUUUAGUUAAUAACAUCCAUUUGAUUAUUGGUUUACCGACAAUUUUUAUAUUCGGUUGAGAUUUAAUGUACAUCUCGUCUUAGGGAGGAUUAACAUUUCAUUUCCUGAAUUAAAUGUCGGUAAUUUUGGUCCCAUAUAUCUAUGAUAUAUUCAUACUAGUAAGUUCUAUGAACAAAAGUUUUAUCGCGAAAAAAUUAUAUAUUGUUAAAAUGUAAUAUAGAAAUUAUAUAUUUUUAAGAUAUUUUGGUGUUUACUACGUAGCGGAACACCAACUAAUUUGUAAUUAUUUGAUUGUGUAAAAUAAAAUUAAAAAGUCUCGUGUAUUAUCAGUUAAUUAAAAUUAUGACGAUCGUGUGUCUUAUUCAGUAACCAAGAUAUCCUUGAAAUCGUUGAAAUUUCAGAACAAGUUCUUGAAAUUUCAAAGAUUUCUUGGUUGCUAAAUAGGACUUCAUAUUUAUAAUAUAGUACGUAAUAUGUGCAGGUGUUUAAUUAAUCAAUUUAAAAGAUUUAUAAACCUAAUCAAUAUUAUUUUAAGGCGCUUUAAACAUGCAUAGUAUAAAAAAAAACUUAUUUUACCCUUGAAAAGUUUCAUUGAAGAAUAUGAGCUCAUUCUUCAAUCAAAUUUUUCAUUAUUUAUAUUUAAAGAGAAUCAACUAUUUUUAAUUUUUUUCUUUUUAGAAUUUAAUUCAAAUAUAGUUAAAAAAAUAUAUAUAUACCUACUAUAAAAUUUAUUAGGUACAUGAAAAUAAAAAUGGUUUUGGGAUGAUAACUGAUAACUCAAAUAUUUAUCGAUUUUUAAAUAAAUAUUACAUAUGUUAAACAGUUUAUUUUAUGUUAUAUUUGUAAGAUUACGAUUUAAGAUUUGUAAGUAAGAUUUGUAAGUAUUUUCACAUAGAUAUGUGAAAAUACUUCUUUUAAAAAAUUAUUUUAACUUCUAUAAUAUUUAGUUUUAAUGUCUUAUACAAAACAUUAACAAAAUGUAAUAUACAAAAGAAUUAGAAAAUAAAGAAACUAACACAGAA